AUGGAGAGUGAGAAAAACACAGAUGAGGAUGCUCCAUAUCAUGAGAGACAACAGAAAGAAUUAUGUGCUUUACAUGUAUUGAAUAAUUUAUUUCAAGAUAAAAAUCCUUCAGAUAGAUUCACUAAGAAGGAUUUAGAUGAUAUCUGCAUCAGGUUAUCACCAGAUAGUUUUAUUAAUCCCCAUCGGAGUUUUCUAGGUCUGGGUAAUUACGAUGUUAAUGUUAUUAUGUCUGCCGUUCAAAGAAAAGGUUGUGAAACAGUUUGGUUUGAUAAAAGAAAGAGUAUCAAUUCUCUGAUAUUUGAGAAUAUUGUGGGAUUUAUAUUGAAUAUUCCAACAGACUAUAGACUAGGAUUUGUGCGAAUUCCUCUUCAUAGGAAACAUUGGAUUGCUAUCAGGAAAUUACAGGGCUUAUAUUGCAAUUUAGAUUCGAAAUUAGAAUCACCAGAGACAAUUGGAACUGAGGAGGAACUAAAAGACUUUCUGAAAUCUCAGCUAGAUGAUGUGAAUAAGGAAUUAUUAUUAGUUGUUCAUUCUGAAAUCAGUGAAUCAGGGCGUUGGAGAAAGGACAGUAUAGAACAUAAUGAUAAUAAAAUAAACCACUUUUAA
Lottia gigantea (owl limpet) is the source of this 606-nucleotide messenger RNA. RefSeq lists its product as hypothetical. Bases 1 to 606 code for a protein of 201 amino acids. Gene Ontology annotation, biological process: protein deubiquitination. The record is from RefSeq and is a predicted model, not a curated record. The transcript is spliced from 3 exons. NCBI's taxonomy places the organism in Eukaryota, Metazoa, Mollusca, Gastropoda, Lottiidae. Gene Ontology annotation, molecular function: cysteine-type deubiquitinase activity.